Messenger RNA from Dromaius novaehollandiae (emu), 3050 nucleotides. It is a transcript of the gene TPK1, whose product is annotated as thiamin pyrophosphokinase 1. The coding region runs from base 158 to 898 and encodes 246 amino acids. Gene Ontology annotation, biological process: thiamine metabolic process; thiamine diphosphate biosynthetic process. The transcript has 11 exons. Lineage: Eukaryota; Metazoa; Chordata; Aves; Casuariiformes; Dromaiidae. The record is from RefSeq and is a predicted model, not a curated record. Gene Ontology annotation, molecular function: ATP binding; thiamine binding; thiamine diphosphokinase activity.
GCGGCAGCGCCACUGCCCCUCCCCCCACCCGCCUUCCCGCUGCUGAAUCCACCGCCGAGCAACGGAUCGCAGCGGCGAUCGAUUCCGCCGGCUGCCCGCUCUUCCUGCCCGCACCGCACCGCGCCGCCCCGGCCCGCAGGCAGCGCGGUGAGGGGCCAUGGAGAGCGUAUUUACGCCGCUGGACUGCCUCCUGCCCGCGGGUACAAGUGUCCCGCUGGCUCUAAAGUAUAACAAUCCGAAGUUAGAGACACAGUUUGGAAACCUGAAGUUUUGCCUUCUUAUUCUGAACCAGCCUUUCAACAAAGGUCAUUUUCAUUGUCUGUGGAGCAAAGCUACUCUGAGAGCUUGUGCUGAUGGAGGUGCUAAUCGUCUCUACCACAUCACAGAAGGAAGCCAGCACAGCUUCUUGCCUGAUUACAUCAGUGGUGAUUUCGAUUCUAUUAGGCCUGAAGUCGAGGAGUACUACAAGCUCAAGGGAUGUGAGUUCAUAGAGAACAAGGAUCAGGACUUCACAGACUUCACCAAGUGCCUUCAGAUACUUCAAAAAAAGAUAGAAAAGAAUGGUCUCCAGAUUGACGCAAUUGUGGCUUUGGGUGGACUUGGAGGACGCUUUGACCAAAUAAUGGCAUCAGUGGAAACUCUUUUUCACGCGACAAGUAUCACUCCUUUUCCAGUGAUAGUUAUUCAGGAGUGCUCCCUGAUUUACCUGCUUCAACCUGGCAAGCACAAGCUGCACGUGGACACGGGCCUGGAGGGCGAGUGGUGUGGCCUCAUCCCCAUCGGGAAUGCCUGCGACUGCGUGACCACCACGGGCCUCAAGUGGAACCUCAAAGAAGUUGUAGUUCUGUACAAUGGAGGAAGAAGGACUAGAAAACUUUGGCUGCUUUCUCGGUUGUGAUGUAUUGGAUUCGUGAGCUAACCACGUGCUGAAGUUUGGAACGCUCGUCAGUACUUCAAAUACCUAUGACAACUCUGGGAUUGUAACCAUUGAGACAGACAAGCCUUUGCUGUGGACAAUGGCUAUAAAAGAAUAAGAUGAGCUACAGCUGCCUUUUUUAUCUGACUGAACUCAAAUUACUGCAAAAUUGCACUGGCAGAAGACAGCAGGACUGUUCCUAAGGAAAUAAUCGUGCACUGAUUUUAUGUAGUGAAUGGAAAACAAAUCUGAAAUAAGUCAGUUGAGAUCAAAUCAAGAUUAGUAGCAAUGACUGGAUACAUCAUUCUGGUACCUCAUACUAUCCACUCAGAAGACAUGUGCUGUCACCCAGUAUGAUGACAAACAGGUGAGAAUGGAUGUGAGAAAACCUACUACUGCUAGUUUGGUCAGUACAGACUAUUUUAACAAAGCAUUUUGUUCCAGCACUAAACUAUUUUUUGUCCUUUUGCCAAGGAAGCACAGUGCACAGUUGUACAGUACUUCUUUAUAAAAACAUGAUAACGUAAGAGCAGUUAAUCUAAUUUUCCUGUCCUGCUUCAUAACAUACUUAGGUGUUGCUGAAGAUUUCCCAGAAGACUAAUAAUUUAACUUUUCUACUUGUAAAGCAAGCUCGUGUACUGAAGAAGCUUCAGUUUUGCUGUAAUACCAGUAUCAGUAUCUCCCAGUAUCAAGUACUGGGAAAGCCUGUAAUAAAAGUAGCAUUGUAACAUCUAAUUAUUACUAAAAUUACUAAAAAUUUACAUUAAGCUUUUUGGAGUGAAAUAUGAGUUUGUUAACCUCAACCUGGGGAGGAAAAGCAUUGCUAGCAUAUACCAGUUUCUGUACUCCUCCUUUCUAAAUAAUUUAAUAUCUAGAAGUGCAAUUGUCUUACAACGCCAGUAUCCAAAAUUGAUCAGUAAGGGUGUAUGCCCUAUCCAACAUUCUGAAGUUUACUGCUUUUCUGAAAGACUGCUUAAUAUGUUUGAAAAAUUAAGUUAACCUUAAACUGUAAGUUUUAAUAACAAAGUAAGGGUUUUUUUUUUCCUUAAUUCAAAAUAAGAAUCAGAGGUGCCAGUUCCUGUUUUGAUGGGAAGUCCCCCCUCCCCCCCUCCAGUCAAGCACCAUAAUACACUGCAACAGAACUUCCAAAUGCAGAAACAAAUCUGGGGUAAUGCUGGUGAUUCUAUAAAUUAAUAGUAAGAAUUCCAGUUGAUGAUAAUCUUUUAACUCACCACUUGGACAGUUUAAAAUAAUGCUGUUUUCUUGCCUCCUACCUUUGCUGGAACAAUGCUGUUCACUAAGAGGAAAAUUAAGCAUUGAACUAGGUUGCCAAGAGAACCUGUGCAGUCUCCAUCCCUGGAGUUUUUCAAGACCUGACUGGACAAAGCCCUAGACAACCUGGUCUGAAUGCAGUGUUGACCCAGGUUUGAGCACAAGGUUGGACUAGAGACUUCUCAGUUCCUUUCAACCCGAAUGAUUCCAUUGUGAUUGAAAAAAAAGUAGCAAGGAACACUCUAUUGCUAAAAAAAAAGUUGUAAUGUAGAUAGAUAUAAGCAUGUACACUUCAAAAGACAGAAAAUGUCAAGAAUGUUUGAAAUCCCAAACUGAGCUUGUUUAAUAGUAAACAAGUUACAAAGUUGUGAAGUCUUUGGAGCAAGCAUCCCAGAGUUCCUGAGGAUUGUUCAGCCGCCACUGUUGAGAGAACAGAGUAACCAGUUUCAACUAAUGAAGUGGUUUUUAAUCCCAUUUUAAGCCUAGUUUAGCCUCUCAACAGUGCCUUGUUAGGAUAAGCACUACUACAAUUAUGGCUUGUCUCCUUUGUCAGGCACCUCUCCUUGCUUAGAGGGUAACUAUCUUACAAGCAUAGGUCAGCCAAGUUUCAUCAUCACAGCACAGUAUUUUGCCUGAUCCAGUAUUAGAAAAGCAGCUACUGUACAUGAGAAUCCAUUCUUCUCUGGAGAAGUAAGUUUUCAUCGAGACUGUUAAAAUGACAGUACCACGGCUGCCAAUCGACUUGACGUUAAAGUCUGUCAUGCUGCAACGUUCAUUCCAAAAGGUAUUUUACGAAAUGCAGUUACAUGUAAAACAAAAGUUUCAGUUAUAUCUAUUUUAAUAAAUGAAACAAUACAAACUU